Messenger RNA from Camelina sativa (false flax), 1404 nucleotides. NCBI's taxonomy places the organism in Eukaryota, Viridiplantae, Streptophyta, Magnoliopsida, Brassicales, Brassicaceae. The record is from RefSeq and is a predicted model, not a curated record.
AGUAAAAGAGAUACAAGAUUCUUGUUAUGAGUGUUGUUGAAUAUUGAAGAAGAAAAUAAAGAACUGUAGAAGAAAUAUGACUUUGGCUUGCGUGCCGUUAAUUCACAGUGAAGACAGACAGAGAGCUGUGUACUUCUAGAUUCCAAAAACGGCACGAUUGUCUAAGAAUCUCCGUUCAUGGGACUGAUUCGUCUCUGCAAAUUAAGCACCGCUUCCCUUCGAGGUCGCUUUUACUCACUCGAUCCGAUUGACCAAUGCGGCGUUCUCGUUUCGUUUCCCAAGUUUUCUCCGACGUUGCUUUCGCUGACACCUCCACUCUAUCUCUGUUCCAAUCUUCACCACCAUGUCUACUCGUGCUCCGGUGGACGAGGUGCGAGAAGUUUCUCCGAUCUUCCGUACAACAACGACGCAGGAAGAAGAGACAAGUUAGUUCGUUACUGAAGACUCGCAUUUUCAGUCAGUUCAUGACGCCAAUCUCCGAUUCCGGCAUGGUCAACAACCUCAGCCUCCGCUUGGUCAGCGGCAGCAACCACCCGUUCAAUCAGAAGAAUUACGGAUUUCGACCUCCGCCGCCGUCUCAAGGUCAGUGGCAACAAUUCCGUCAACCUAAUCAUCCUCCAUCCAAUCAAAGCUAUACGGCUUGCCUUCCCCCUCCGUUCUAUCAAAACCAGAUGUCUCCCCCGCGGAGCUUCCGUCAACGACCACGGUCAAAACCUUCAGAUUACCGUGAAUGGGAACAUGCUAAAACGCCGCUGCCUCCUGGGCCUGGCUCCGGUAAGUUUUGCUGAAAAAUUUGAUCAUCUCAUUGAACUUCACGCCAAUUUCUAUAUUUAUUUUUUUUCCUAAUUUGAUUCACUUUUUUGUUAUGUGCAGAAAAGUUUGUUGUUCUAUCGUAUAAUUAGGGAUGUUAAAAAUGGGUUUUACCCAGUUGGGUACCCAAAACCAGGAUAGAAUGGGCAGGACUCGUUUACACAAAAUCUUACACGGGUUUUAAAUGGGCAGGACCCGUUUACACAAACUCUUACACGGGUUUACCCUUCUGGGUUAUGGAUACCGAUCGGGUUUUUUUUUACUUCAUGUCAGUUAAUCAUAAGCCGACAAAUCAAAGUACAUAUGCUCUCUCUCAAAUUCGAGUGACAUUAAUUAUAAGCAUCAUAUAAUUUCUUUUUGUAUGAGGUUUUUGAUUCUCAUCAUCAAUCGUUUGACCUUUGAUCUGGGUUCUAAAAUUCUUAUUUUGUGGGCUGCCCUCUGUUUAUCAUGCUUAUUGACGAUGCUUGAGUUCGUCUCAUGAAGUUGGACUGUGGUGAAAAAAAAACACGAAAGAGGCAAUUUUAAUUUCGAGGUGGCUAUAAUUUUCUUAUUGCACAUAUUUGUUAAAGAUUAGUUUGAGUGGGGGAGGAGAAG